AUGGAGAUGCAUGACGACAUGGUUAGGACAUUGGGUAUGUUUUGGUACAUACCAAAGUUGAAGAAGAAUCUCAUCUCCCUCGAUACUUUUGACAAGAAUGGCUCUUCCUACAAGGCUAAGGGAGGGAAGCUCAUAAUCUCAAAGGGUUCAUUUGUGGUUAUGAAGGGAGAGAUUCAACUUAACUGCCUACAUCGACUAUGUGGUACAACAAUGUCUGGUAGAGCAGCUAUAUCUACCAAGAAGGACUCAAAGAUCUAUUUCAUGAAGGAGAAAUCCAAGGUCUUCACCAAAUUCAAAGAAUGGAAGGCGGAAGUAGGGAACCUUACGGGAAGGAAGAUCAAGAUCCUAAGAAGUGACAAUGGAGAAGAAUAUAAAGAUAGCAAAUUUCUGGAGUUUUGCAAGAGUGAAGGUGUCAAGAGACAUUUUACCUUGAAGAAGACGCCCCAACAAAAUGGAUCCACGAAGAGGAUGAAUAUAACUCUCAUGGAGCGUGAGAGUGCCUAUGCUCUCAUCCCUAGUGAUGAGAAAACCAAGUUGAAACCAAAGUCUCUUGAGUACAUAUUCCUCGGCUUUGAGAGUGGUGUGAAAGGUUUCAAGUUAUGGGAUCCAGUGAAUCGGAAUAAAAUACUCAAUAAAGACUUUGUGUUUGAUGAAAAGACCAUGCCUAUGAUCAAAGUCAAGAAACUAGAGGUGAAUGAGGAUGUUGUUGGAAUAAAGACAACCAUUACAAUUUCACCAAGUAGGGUGUUCGGGAAUACUCAAAGUAUGCAGCCAAUUGAAGAGGUUCAUGAGGUGGUGGACUCUGAUAUUGAGGUGGAAGAAUUUGGGCAACAACAAACUCAAGAUGAAGAAGAAGAAAAACCUCAAGAUCAGGUGGAGCCGCCAUUUAUAGCUAGUGGUGAAGCAUUCUUCUAUACGGUUAUUGCUCUUUAUAAUGGCACAAUGGGCCAUGGAAGUAGAGCAAAUGGAUGUGAAAUCGGCGUUUCUCCAUGGAGAGUGAGAGGAAGACAUUUACACGAGUCAACCUCAAGGGUUCAUUGGAGCGAGUAA
Molecule: messenger RNA, 1050 nt
Organism: Prunus armeniaca (apricot)
Lineage: Eukaryota; Viridiplantae; Streptophyta; Magnoliopsida; Rosales; Rosaceae
Source: the annotation of a GenBank genome assembly